Messenger RNA from Cornus florida, 1463 nucleotides. RefSeq lists its product as uncharacterized. NCBI's taxonomy places the organism in Eukaryota, Viridiplantae, Streptophyta, Magnoliopsida, Cornales, Cornaceae. The transcript has 5 exons. The coding region runs from base 125 to 919 and encodes 264 amino acids. The record is from RefSeq and is a predicted model, not a curated record. Gene Ontology annotation, molecular function: ubiquitin protein ligase activity.
AUCCCGACAGUGAUCCUUCCUGCUACUUGGAGAGAGAGCGCAAAUAUGAAGAGAGAGUACAUAUAUAUAUAGAGAUACAUAUAUAUAUAUAUAUUAUAUAUACAGAGAGAUGAAAUUCUCCUGAAUGCGGUUAAGAAGGCGAACGAAUCAAAAUCUGAUGGAAAUGGAAAAAGGUUCCGACUCUGUUAGAGAGAGAAAGAGCGAGUCGGGGGAUGAAUUUGGUGAGAUGGAGGGACCUAGUGAGAGAAACAGUGAGGUGAGAGAAACUAGUGACAGAGAGAUAGUCUCCUGUUCAAGCCCUAGCAAGACAGACUCCAACGCACCUCCUUCCGACGACUGUUGUCCAAUCUGUUUCGGCGACUUCACCGUUCCUUGCCGAGCUCAGUGCGGCCACUGGUACUGCGCUGGUUGCAUUUUGCAGUACUGGAACCAUGGUGCAGUGCUUCAGCCUUGUAAGUGCCCCAUGUGCUCUCGACCCAUUAAUAAGUUGACAACAGUGAUUUCAAUGCACCACCGGCAGGAAGAGGGGGUUACUGAGGUUUUGGAAAAUAUAUGGAAAUAUAACUACCUUUUCGUUGGAGGCAUACAUGGUCUCAUUCAUAAAGUACUUGUGUUACCAUUGAUCAUCAAGAGAAUGUUUCGAGAUAUGAUGGAUCCUGAUAGACCUCUUCGUCACCUUCACAAAGCACGCAUUAUUGCAGCAAAUUUUGAUUACCAUGUUACUUCUCUGCAGAUAACGCUGGGUGUCCUGUACGGUUUCUGCUCCUCUGAUUUCCUUCACAUAGGGUCUCGGAAUGCCGUAGACUUCUUCGACUCGUGUGCUUACGCUCUGGUAUUCAUCCUUUAUUUGGUUGGCCUCUGUCGCAGGCGUCGUCGUGUCCAACAUGUGAGACAGUUGGCUGCCAUCCAACAACCUUGACUGACUGCAACUGCUGUCCUCUAAACCAUUCCGUCAUGUCUCUUCAGCUUCGGAACUGAGUCUUGAAACUAUGUGAUCAUUUGGAUAGGUGGGAGUGUUAGGUUUGUGGUCCGUGUGGAUCUUUUUGUACAGUUUCAAAUCAACCUUGCAAUACUGAUGUGCUCUUGGUGGUCUUUUGUGUGCCUUCUGCUGUGUACAGCUGAAAAUGUGCAUAUGAACAAAAACAUUGGAUUUGUUCACAGAAAAUGUGCAUAUGAACCAAUAUGACCCACAAAUGUCGAUAUGCACGUAGUCUUGCUCACUGUGCUCCGGCAAUGGUAAGGACUCCCUGUUUAGUGUGGCUUGGGCUUCUGUACUCGAUCCUCAUUUUCUCGGAAUAGCUAUUAUUUGUCGUGCAUUUUCUUGCCAUACGCGAUGUUGUGUUUGAUUGUUGAGUUAGCUAAAAUCUGAACUGAGUUGAGUUUUUAAGGCAAUCGAAUUCUUAGACUCGGCCAAGAAAAUCAAUUCCAAAAAUGGAAUUUAGCCCAUUUAAAUUUUGAUUUCA